AUGAGCGAGGUGUUUGUCCGGGUGGCGGUCCGUAUCCGGCCCCUGCUUCCCAAAGAAGUCCUCCAUAACCAGCAGGUGUGUGUGCGGGUGGUGCCGGGCACCACACAGGUGAUGCUCGGCUCCGACCGACUCUUUUCUUUCGACCACGCUUUUGGACCGACAGCCAGCCAGGAUGAGGUGUACGAGUCCUGCGUCCGGCCGCUGGUGGAGUCCCUGGUCGACGGCUACAACGCCACCGUCUUCUGUUAUGGACAAACGGGAUCAGGGAAGACAUACACACUCGGAGGGGGGAACCUGGAUGAAGAAGGAGGAAUUAUUGACCGUGUGGCCCAGGAUGUGUUCUUGUUGUUGGAGGAGAGGAGAAAGAACAGUGAUGGUGUGGAGGCCACAGUGCGGGUCUCAUAUAUGGAGCUGUACAGGGAGGAACUGAGAGACCUGCUGGAGCUGCACACCAUUCACAAAGAGCUUCAUAUCAGAGAGGAUGAGAAGGGAAACACAGUGGUGGUGGGAGCCAAAGAGAUUGUUGUCACCUCAGCGGAAGAGCUACUGAGCAUUCUAGAUACAGGUAAUGCUCUGCGCCACACCGGCACCACAGGGAUGAAUGAGCACUCCAGUCGCUCUCACGCCAUCCUCACUCUUCAGCUCAUCCAAUGUUGUCACAACAACGAUUCCUCCUUAAAGUCUGUCCGCUCUUCCAAACUCUGCCUCGUCGACCUUGCUGGCUCGGAGCGUGCUGGAAAAACUGGCAACACGGGGACACGGCUCAAAGAGUCUGUUCAUAUCAACACAGGCCUGCUUGCACUGGGCAAUGUUAUCCGUGCCCUGUCUGACCCUGCUCGAAAUCGCCGUGGUAACAACUGCAACAGCGCACACAUACCAUACCGUGAUGCCAAGAUUACCCGUCUCCUCCGUGAUUCUUUAGGAGGCACCGCCCAUACACUGAUGGUGGCAUGUGUAAGCCCCUCUCAUCACAGCGUCGCUGAGACUCUGAGUGUCCUGCAGUUUGCAUCCAAAGCCCGUCACAUUCGCAACCGCCCUGGAGCGAUAUCUGCUUACACAGAGGUUAAAUCAUGCCCCUCAGCCUGGGACCCCAGUGAGGCUCGACUAGGAGAGCUUGAGUAUGAAGUACAGACACUGAGAGAACUGUUGAAAGAGAAGGAGAAAGAGAUGGAGAUGCAAAGGGAGAGGACAGGUGGAAGAGCUGGAGAGGAGGAGGGCUUCAGACAGUCCAGUCAGAUGAGGAUAUCUGAGCCAGAUCAGAAGAAGAACCAAGAGGAACCAUCACAGUACCGCCUCCUGGCACAGGAAGCUGCAGCUCUGCUUGCAGAUAUCUCUGGCCUUUCUACAAGUCGUUCUUUCAGGCAGCGACUGAAGGAUUGGCAGGAGAGACUGACAUCUGUCAAUAACGGACAUCAAAUUGAUGAUAGGGGCUGUUCAGAGGGGAAUGGAGACCAGCCUGACCAUGUUACAAUAUUAAAGCUCAGAGAAAAGCUCAACAAAUGCCAGGAAACACUCAACUUAGAGGAGCAGCUGUUGGACCAGAAGGAUGCAGAACUGAGGCAGCUACAGAAAGAAGUUGAGAAACUUCUUCAAGAGUGCAAAACCCACCUCAAAGCCUUAGAGGAAGAAAAGGAACAUAAUCGUAUACAGACCGAACAACUGGUGAACCAGCAGAUUCUGAUUGAUCGUCUUCGCAGUGACCUCAUGACCUUUCAAGGUGCAACCUCAGGGGCACCAUUGGAAGUAGUAGCUUCUGGGAACUCAGACAAGAGGCCCCAUAGUGUCCCUCUGAUCAGACACAGCUGUGGACACUGGCCUCCCAGGAAGAUUCAUUCCAGUCCACCGGCCUACUCACUGGAGAGGGUGAUGGCAGCCUUUAAGAUGCGUGGUCAGCUCCUUCUGGCUGAGCUCGAGGAAAAGGAUGAGGUGUACUGUCCAUUCAUAAAACAACCAGCAGAGAGCAAAGACAGGGGUCAGGAGAAUGAGGAGGACGAUGACGACUGUGUGAGCAAAAUGGCAUUUAGGCAUUCCUUAAACCGAACAUGGACCAGCCGGCAGAAGAAAUCAGCUCUGAAAGAGAAAAACACUGCACUAGACCAAACAUCUAAUGGGAAUCCAUUGGUACAACAGCCUCAACAAUCCACAGGGACCAAAGAGAACCACACCAAACAAAGCCAUGUGAGGAAGGCCAGACUAAGAACCAGUGUUAUUCAGAGAAGGAUCCGAGAUCUGUCAGUCAACAUGCGCAUGGAAGAGGAGCUCAUCAAAGAGCUUCACAAAACUGACAAGGAGAUUCAAGCUGUGGAAAAACAUGGCAGGCACAGUGGAGAUGGCAGAGAUGCUGGCAUGUUGGCAAGACUUUCCAUGCAGAGCCAACAGGUCCGAGCAGAGGUAUAUCGCAGUCUUCAGCACAUGAGACUGCAGAGAGCACAGCUUCAGACCAGCCUCAUGCAGCAGAGACAGAACGCUGGCAGCAACAAAGACCAAAGUUGGGAGCAAAGAGCAGGAGAUUUGGCUGCAUGCAAAAACAAUCACCAGGAGGAGUCAAAGGAAAAGCUGUGUCACAGCAGUUGGCUGGAGCAGGAUGAGGAGCAGGCGCUUCAGAAGAGAGCAGAGCUGCAGGAGCUAGAGGAGGAGCUGAGGAGGAGAGAGGAGGUGGUCCUGCGCAGAGAGGCCUGUCUGCAACAGAAACACAAACUGGAGAUCAAGAAGCUACGCUCCAGUCAGGCUCUGAGUCAGGACCUGCUGGAUGUGUCAAUGCGGUUGGAGUCCGUGGAGGAGCACCUGCAGAGCAGUACCAAUACUAAGCUGGCUGGAGGAGUCACCGUAGAGGAACUGCAGAAGGAGAGAGACAUGCUUAAAAAGAGGAGAGACACUCUGGAUGCCCAGCUAAAGGAAAACAGAGUACUUACUGUGGAGGAGGAACAUUCCCUGGUCCAGCUGGAGGAAGCUAUUGAAGCUCUGGAUGCAGCUCUGGAGUUUAAAAACCGUUUCAUCCAGGAAAAACAGAAGAAAUUGUUCAUCAAAGACUCCUCUUUGAAUCAGCCACAAAGCGCUGAACCUGCCCAACUUUGCAAUGUAAUCAGGAAGCUGAAGGAGCUCUCACCACCCGAGGCUUCGGAGCUGCUUGUCAAAUAUUUCAACAAGGUUGUUGGUCUUCGUGAGGUGGAGCGCCAUUUGCGUUUGCGCUGUGAAGAGCUGGAGCUUCAUGCUGGAGAGCAAGAGGUGGUGCUGAGGGAGAUGGAGGCUGCCAUGCAGCGCCUGGCCUUGGAUACAGACCGCAGGCUCACCCAGCAGCACCGAGAUCACCAGAACAACAUCCAUCUACUCCUGCAGAAACUUCAAGUGGGUGGUUCAGGAGAGCCACAGCAGGCUGUCAAAGACAGACUACAGCAUCUGGAAAAAGAACUGUAUUUCUACAAAAGCACCAGCCGGCAGCUCAAAAAGAAACUCAAAGAGCUGUUCAGUGGUGAUCAGCCCUCACACAAUCAGGAGCACACACAAACACACAAUAUGCAGAUACACUCAAACACAAACAAAUCCCAAACGAGCACUGAAGAGGUACUAACAAGGAAACAUAUUGCAACAACGUACACAAAGAUACAAGCCGAGCAAACAGACCAAAAGACACAGAGCGAUUCUCACAUGAAGACAAAUGCACACCUAACCCCCUGUCCUUCCUCAUCUUCUGACCUACAAGCACACAAAAAGACCAGAAUGCCUGAUUACAACCAGAUACACACAUGCACACAGUCCAAGGGGAGGAAUGAAAGAGGGGCUGGUGACAGUUUAGAGAUGACGCCAGUCCGUUUGUGUCGCAGAGAGCUGAGACAGAUCUCUCCAGCUGACCUGCAAAUCUCUGGUUCAGCCACAAGGAGGCGACAGUCUGUCAUGGAUACCAGCACAGAGUCAAUACUGGAGGACUCCAUAGAAGAUCCCAGAAACAGUGACAGGUGAUAUUGCAUCAUUUGCAGA
Toxotes jaculatrix (banded archerfish) is the source of this 3975-nucleotide messenger RNA. Its product is annotated as kinesin-like protein KIF27. The transcript has 15 exons. NCBI's taxonomy places the organism in Eukaryota, Metazoa, Chordata, Actinopteri, Toxotidae. Bases 1 to 3957 code for a protein of 1318 amino acids. Gene Ontology annotation, biological process: mitotic spindle organization; microtubule-based movement. The record is from RefSeq and is a predicted model, not a curated record. Gene Ontology annotation, molecular function: microtubule motor activity; microtubule binding; ATP binding.